Molecule: messenger RNA, 1242 nt
Organism: Leptosia nina
Lineage: Eukaryota; Metazoa; Arthropoda; Insecta; Lepidoptera; Pieridae
Source: the annotation of a GenBank genome assembly
AUGCCUUCUCCUGCAGAUGCACCAAGCAUUCUCGAUCUAAUAAAAGAAAAAAUUCGGCUCAAUGGUCCCAUAUCAGUUGCUGAGUACAUGCAUAUCGUCAUAACCAAUCCUACCGAAGGAUAUUACACGAAAAAAGAUGUUAUAGGACAGCACGGAGAUUUUGUUACUUCGCCAGAAAUUAGUCAAAUGUUUGGUGAAAUAAUGGCAAUAUGGUUCUUUUCAGAAACUCAAAAAAUGGGUCCUGGAAAGCCAUUGCAAAUUGUUGAAUUAGGACCAGGAAAUGGUACAUUAAUGAUUGAUAUUCUAAGGGUUUUGAAUAAAUUAAAGUACAAGCCUGAUGAAUUAAGUAUACAUCUAGUUGAAAUAUCGGCUACAAUGCAGUUAAUGCAAGCUAAUAAAUUAUGCGCGACUCACAGAGAAACUGAUAUUGAAUUGCCACACAAUAGAGAGGGUGAAACUGUCAGUGGAAUAAAAGUUUAUUGGUACAACGAUCUUAAGAAGGUUCCUAAGAAUUUCUCAUGGUUUAUAGCACAUGAGUUUUUUGAUGUCUUACCAAUUCAUAAAUUUGAAAAGAAGGAAAAAGGCUGGCGAGAAAUUUUAAUUGAUUUAGAUGAGAGCCAAAAACUAUUUUAUAGGAUUUCUGCUGAAGAAACACCAAGUGUCAAAAUGUUAGUGAGGCCACCACUAGAUGCUGGAGACAGAAUGGAACUUGAGAUUAGCCCUAGAGCCCUAGGUAUUGCUCGUCAGUUAGCACAGAGAGUUGAUGAACAUGGAGGACUUGCUUUAAUUGCUGACUAUGGUCAUGAAGGAGAAAAAGGAGACACAUUCAGGGCCUUCCACAAACACAAAGUAGUUGAUCCAUUAGAGAAUCCAGGCGAAUCAGAUCUUACAGCUGAUGUAGAUUUUAGCCAGUUACGUGUUGCUGCAUCUAUGGCACCAGGUCAAGAUAACUAUGCAAUUGUUGUAGGGCCAGUUAAGCAAAAGGAAUUUUUAGAGAGAAUGCAAGCACAAAUACGGCUAGAGGUCCUACUACAGAAUAUUAAAAUAGAAGAAGACAAAGAAAAGCUAAAAGCUGCAUAUGAUAUGUUAGUUGACCCCCAGAAAAUGGGCGAAAGGUUUAAAUUCAUGGCCUAUUAUCCUUCAGCAAUGGACCACGUAACGUCGGUGACGAAGAAUUGGUGGACAAAGAAGUUGUUGGAUGAAUUGACGAUUUUAAUUCGGAGAUUGGUGACAGGCGGGUGA